AGGUAAUUUCUACAAAAAUGAAGGGUAAGAUCGUAACCAAGAAUAAAAUACCAAACACAGGCCCAACCCAAAUCUUCUUUUAAUCCCCAAUGGGCGGACAGUUUCCUAGUCUCUGUCCUGUUUGGUCUUUUCAUAUCACUACUCCACCUUCGAGCUUGGAUUUUUUUGAUUUUUCUCUCUUGGAGAGUUGGACCUCUAGCGAGAGCUUUUUAUUUAUUUAUUUAUUUUUAUUUUGUCUCUCUCUCUGAAAUGGCAAUGGCGAUUUGAUCUCUGCUUCAAGAAAAGCAGUUUCUUGAUUAGAGUAAUUUUGGAAAAAAUCAGCGAAGAAGUUGUAGAGAAGAGCUGUGUCAGUUUUUUUUUUUGGUCAAACUGAAAGAAUUUUUGGUGAAGCUUCAUCUCUUUCGUCAGGGGUUUUGGUCUUCGGCCUUUGUUUGUAGAGGGGUCAAUAGCGGGGUCGGCCGUCGGUGUCGGUCUCUGUACCUUGAGAUUUACGUUUAUAUGAAGAGAAAUUGACGAAAUCUCUCUGCAUAAUCAAAGAAAUUGUGUGGCACAGUUUCUUGAUGCUAUUAUAGCAGAACUUCAAAUGAGGGGGGGAAAAAUGUUAUUCAUGCUCAUUAGUUCUCUUGCUGUGCGGCUUAUCCACUCUCUGGUUUUCUAUUUUGUUUGGAAGUUGAAUAGGACAUUGUGGAUGAAGCUGACUUUUGAUUUCACAUGAAGACAUGAUUGUGCCAUAAAUAAAAUGUAAUAUAGAAUAAUAGCCUUCUUUUGCUAUUAUAGGAGAGGAUUUCAAGAUUGGAUUAAAAAUAAUUGAUUGCUUGUUUCUCCUUGCUGUUAGUGCUGUUUACUUAUAAUAUUAUUGCGAGAAAGUUUCUAUCCGGACACUGCUGAAUUGUAUUGUAGGCAUAGUUUGACUCCAGCAGAAAGAACUGGAACAAAAGAUGAUGGAUUCUGUGAAACUAUCUUCCAUGACACCAAAAAAGAGUAGAUUGGCACGCACAGUUGCGAAAGUUCUUCAUCUUCGAGCUGCAACUGGGAUUGCUCCAGUUGAUGGUGUGCAAAAAGUCAAGUCCCAGGAAAAGGUCAAGGAUGAUAAGAAGAUAGGCAACAAGAGCACAGUCAGUCUGCGCCAAUCCUUCAAAAUCAGCAGUGAUGAGGAACACCAAAGGAGUUUGGCUAUGGAAGCUCUUCUUGCAAAACUGUUUGCCAGCAUUUCCUCUGUUAAAGCAGCAUAUGCUCAGCUACAGUGUGCUCAGUCUCCUUAUGACGUUGAUGGGAUCCAAGCAGCUGAUAAAUUGGUAGUUUCCGAGUUGAAGAAUUUAGCUGAGUUGAAGCAGUGUUAUAUUAAAAAACAGUUCGAUAAUUUGUCAGAGACUACUAUGCUGUUGGCUGAAGUUCAGGAGCAGAAGUGUGUUUCAAAGACCUAUGAAAUUAUGGGGAAGAAAUUGGAGUCUCAUUUGAGGCUCAAGGAUUCUGAGAUCAUAUAUCUUAAAGAAAAAUUGGAGGAAUCCAAUAGACAGAACCAGCUACUUGAGAAGAGAUUAAAUCAGAGUGGACAGCUGUCUAUGCCUGACAAUCUUCACCGAUCAGGUCUGAGUCCUAGUCAUUUCCUAGCAGUUGUUAGGUUUACAGUGAAGUCAAUCCGAAGCUUUGUCAAGUUGAUGAUUGAUCAGAUGAAAGCUACCGAUUGGAAUCUUGAAGCUGCAGCCAAUUCGAUUGUACCGGACGUGGUCUACUGGAGAGCUGAUGAUAAAUGCUUCGCGUUUGAAUGCUUUGUUUGCCGGGAAAUGUUUGAUGGUUUCAAUUUGCCAAACUUCUCCCUUCCAAGCGAUUCUUUACCAGAGAGAAAGAAUAAGCAACGUCACUUUUUCAGGAGAUUUACAGAACUAAAAUCUGUGAAAGCUAAGGAAUAUCUUGCAGAGUAUCCCAAGUCGACAUUCGCAAAAUUUUGCCGGGCCAAGUACUUGCAACUUGUUCAUCCCCAGAUGGAAACAUCAUUCUUUGGCAAUUUGAGCCAAAGAAGCAUCGUGAAUUCCAGUGAAUUCCCUGACACCAACUUCUUCACUUCAUUUGCUGAAAUGGCAAGGCGGGUGUGGCUACUACAUUGCUUGGCCUUUUCCUUCGAGCCAGAGGCCUCAAUCUUUCAAGUACGCAGGGGAUGCCGUUUUUCUGAAGUUUACAUGGAAUGUGUAUCAGAGGAUGCACUGCUUUCGUCCGAAAAUGCACUAGAGGUUGACCCACCAGUUGCAUUCACUGUAAUUCCAGGCUUUAGGAUUGGUAAAACUAUUAUACAGUGCCAGGUCUACCUCUCUCAAAUGCAAAGCAGGAUAAAUCGGUGAUCUUUCAAUUCAUGGAUAACAGAGGACGAAGAAUAAUGAAUCAAACCGGAGGCCAUAGUCAUGAUUCUUCACGGGUAAGAGUCAGUUGGGGCUAGUGAGUAGCCUGAUAGCUUUGUGUUCCUUG
Molecule: messenger RNA, 2460 nt
Organism: Hevea brasiliensis (rubber tree)
Lineage: Eukaryota; Viridiplantae; Streptophyta; Magnoliopsida; Malpighiales; Euphorbiaceae
Product: protein GRAVITROPIC IN THE LIGHT 1-like
Exons: 4
Coding region: 939-2336 (465 amino acids)
Biological process (GO): response to red or far red light; negative gravitropism
Source: RefSeq, a predicted model, not a curated record